AUGGCUGAGGAGUCGUCGUCUAUUAACUCCCCGCCGGAUGAGUGUGAAUCCCCUGUACCAUCAUCAUCAUCAUCAUUAUCAUCAACGUCUGUAUCUCUUGCCACUGUCGUUGAAGAAAUGACCGAAGCUAUCGAGACCAUUAAGAACACUACUGGAGAUUUGUCAGCUGUGAGCGACAACACAUUCAUUCUGGUGACCAAGGUUUUUGAUCCACACUUCACAUACGAGACGAAAUCUCAGAGGCUGUACUUGAGCGACCAUCUGGCAAAUAUCGGUGCCGCGGAAGUCUUCACCAGGAACAUCGCGUGGCUGCGAGCAUUGGAACAUGGCGGGUUGUCUGAAGAUGUCUGGCCAUACAUGGAGUAUCUAUACCUCUGUUGCCAGAACUACACGAACUUUAGCCAGAAAUUUGCUGAAGAACUAGGGAAGGCCGAAAUCAUUCCUAUCCUGGUAAAGGACCUUCAAAAAUUAAAGGAGACGUGGAGAACUGAUGAGAGAUGUAAGGACACAGUCUUCAAUUCUCUGGGUACUUUGUACAACAUAUCAAGGAUGUCACCAAGCAUCAGACCGCUCUUCAGAGAGAACAAGGCAAUAGGAAGUCUGAUUCCUUAUCUGAAGGCGGACAACGAAACGUUUAAGACCGUUGCUACCUUAACACUGGCGUAUGUAAUUGACGAGAAAAACCUGGGCAUCGUGGCGGAUCCUUCUGUCAUCCGUUUCAUCACUAAUCUGUUUAUUGUGACAGUAGAUGAUGAAACAAAGUUGUGGACAGUAGAGGGCACAAGCUUCAGCGCCACAGAGCUGGCCAUGGGGAUAGAGAGACUGGCAGUGAAUGAUACUCCUGAUGAUAACAAUAAGCUAACACUGGUGGAAGAAGGUGUCCUCCCACCUCUGUUCAAACUGAUGACUGAAGGAGACGAAGAGGAGCAGCUCCAUGCAGUCCGGGCCAUCUCACAACUCGCCUUCCAUCCGAGAAACAGGGAGAAGAUCCGAUCGGUCAUCCCGCAAUUGCAGCAGUUCAAACAAAGCGAGAAUACUGACAUAGUAAAUGCCGCCAACGGAGCUCUGUGGCAGUUACAGGAUGCAGAAUCCCGUCAACAGAAGGUUGUAGUGACCGAUGACAGAAGAAAAGCCAGCCGUGUUCGGCAUGUGAUGCUCAGCUACCAAUGGGACAACCAGAAAACCGUCAAGAAGAUAAAAACCGCGCUCGAGGCAAAGGGUUACAAGGUUUGGAUGGACAUUGAGAAGAUGGGCGGUUCCACUCUUGAGGCCAUGGCGGGGGCGGUGGAGGAGGCAGCUGUGGUGCUCAUCUGUAUGUCCCGCAAGUACAAGGAGAGCGUCAACUGUAGAGGAGAGUGUGAAUAUACCCGAGUAAGAGGAACUGACAUCAUCCCGCUGAAGAUGGAGGACAGUUACAAACCUGACGGCUGGCUGGGGUUCCUGGUUGGCGCUCGUCUGUACUUCAACUUUGACUGUCAGGACAAAUUUGAAGACGUGAUGGCCCGGCUUAUCAAAGAAAUAGGUGACAGAGGCAAAGAACAUGCGCCCGAAGUUACAGAGACGGAUGCGGUUAUGGAGCUCAAGAUGGCCGCGGUCACCUCCAAACCGCAGGGACAAAACCCUGACGAAUGGGCGAGUGAGGACGUCAGGACAUGGGCCCAGGAGAACCAGCUGGAAGGAGAUCUUACGAGAUUAGAACCAGACGACUUACACUUUCUGCGCAAAGUGAAGAAGGAGGCUCCUGCCGAGUUCUACAAGUCGAUCGCGGAUGAGCUGGGACUGAAGACCAUCUCCAGCAGGAGGAAGUUCUGUGACGCACUGGAUAAUCUGGAGCAGACUCAGCGGUCACAAGUGUUCAGACAAGACAAAUCCGUGGUUAAAGGAUCAUCCUCUUGUCAGUUAAUCUAAUCAUCUAAGUUAUAACGCACAUGCCAGGUUAGAUGCAAAUGAAUUAU
Branchiostoma belcheri (Belcher's lancelet) is the source of this 1955-nucleotide messenger RNA. RefSeq lists its product as uncharacterized. Lineage: Eukaryota; Metazoa; Chordata; Leptocardii; Amphioxiformes; Branchiostomatidae. Bases 1 to 1908 code for a protein of 635 amino acids. Gene Ontology annotation, biological process: signal transduction. Gene Ontology annotation, molecular function: protein binding. The record is from RefSeq and is a predicted model, not a curated record. The transcript is spliced from 10 exons.